Macrobrachium nipponense is the source of this 3473-nucleotide messenger RNA. RefSeq names its product coagulation factor X-like. Gene Ontology annotation, molecular function: serine-type endopeptidase activity. The transcript has 12 exons. The record is from RefSeq and is a predicted model, not a curated record. NCBI's taxonomy places the organism in Eukaryota, Metazoa, Arthropoda, Malacostraca, Decapoda, Palaemonidae. The coding region runs from base 1366 to 3006 and encodes 546 amino acids. Gene Ontology annotation, biological process: proteolysis.
AUAAAAAAAGAAAGCAGAGUUCCACUAGCUCACUUUUGGUGAGCCGUUUCAAAGCCAAAUCCCUCUGGUAAUUACCACUACUACUAUUACUUGACACUCGUCUCAUCGGAUGACUAAUAAAGUCUUUGAGACAUCCUAAUCCUUGUAACUCCUCGUAACUCUUGUAUUUCAGGCCGUGUCCAGGUAACCUGGCGACAGACAAUCGCUGUCCAACUCUUAAAUCUUCGUCCCAGGAGCCUGGAAGUCGCGAGAAUGUUGUCAUUAUUAUGUCAACCGCGAGAGAUGUGAGACGUAGGCGCCAAUCUCUCAUUGUUGCCUGGUCGUGUUGAUUGAAUGCUCAAUUAGAGGCGUCGCUUUGAGUCCUCUGAGGGGCAGAGUCUUUUGUGCAUUCCUGGCAAGUGCCCGUACGACCGAGUGGCAUAAUCAAUGGCGUAUAGCCCCUAGACUCAAAGACCGUAUCAUUGCCUUUUCACAUCUCGUUAAAAUGUGAGACUAACUUCGAUUUGUUGCUUUCCGCGAGAAGGAAUAUUUAUCCCCCCAUUUGGUCUCGUGAAAGCUGACGUCAACACUUGGCAAUACAUUUCAACUGGCACAUGUUCCAUACGCAACCAUACGAGUCGUAUACGACUCGUCUUUUUGAAAAAUCUUCGUCGAUAUUCGCGUUGCUCAGAAAGUCAGGCAGGUGACUCACGCUGACUGAUUCGCUCCACCUCAGAAUGGUUCGAUUAGGAGAUAAAGACUUCAUCCGUUGCGCCUACGCUUCGAGUUCUUCGUGUCCCGCGGAUGUUUGUUUUGAUAGAUUUCGUAAGAAGCUUUGUAUAGAGACAGAAACCGUGCCACCAGCACUGCUAGAACUUGAGACGUUUAGUGAUUUGUACUGCCCACUCGUACCAGCACUAAAGAGAAUCGAGGAUUUUAUGCAGUGAACUCACUGGCGCUACUUCUACCCGAGCGAUAAGUUGAGUGGCUAACAAGUGAACUGGAAAGUGACUGUACACCUAAGUGAAAGGAUUAGUCAGUUCCAGGAACCUGUGUGUGGAGUUAGGAUAGAAAUGGACUUACUGAUGACAUAUUAAAAUCAUUAAAUUAAAAGAUUUCUAACGUCAUCGUGAUUGGUAGAUCCAUGAUUAUCGUGUUAGUGUGAUUUUCUUUUUGUGAUAAACUACGAAGGGAUUUACGUGACUUUACGGUUAGAAAAAUCAGCCAUAUUAGACCUAGUUUGCGACGCCUAUUCCUUCCAGUAGGCCUAUACGCCUAUAGGAUCCUUUUGGGAGGAUAGUCCUACAAAGUUGUUGGUGUUUAGGAAAGAGAGAAAAUAAAUAUAAAGAGACAAAGAAUUGAGCAAAAAAAAAAAAAAAAAAAAAAAUGAAGUGUGUCAUGGAAUUAAGUGCCUUUGUCUUAGUGAUUUUCUUAACACUGGAACCUGCAGUCGGAGACGAAGGCAGCCACAAACACAGAAGAAGGCACAGUUCGAAAACGGCGGGGAUGCAAAUGCAAAGUCCCAAAGUCAAACCUUGGAAAGAAUGGAGGAGAUGGUGGGAGGAGCAGGGCGACCAAUCCAAAAAUCAUGUGGCUAGCGGAACCAGUAGAGGUCGUCAGUAUUAUAGCAGAGGGCCAGGCAGCAGGCAGAGUGCCCUGACGGGGGCAACGAUGCCCGAGCCGGGCAGCGACAGUUUCAACUACGACCUGGUGGAACUGGGCGGGGGGCUCUACAACUCGUGGACCAGCUGGUCGAAAUGCUCCCGAAGGUGCAAGCAGAGGAGAAGGAGGACUUGCAAGGUGCCCGCCGUCUGCGGCGAUGGCAUGUUGAAGGAGGAGCGAAGUUGCAGCGGUGGCCGGUGCACCGGCAGGAGGCCUUUCCACAUCAUACGCCCGGAGGAAUUCACGCGCCAGCCGCCCAAGAACGACAUGAGAGUCCUCCUCAAUUUCAACACCAUGUUCUACACCCGCUGGUCCCGAUGGUCCUCUUGCAGCAGGAACUGUCUGACGAGGAGACACAGGUCCUGCAAGUAUCCCUUGUUCUGCGGUGCUCGCGUCGUUAACGAAGAAACCUUCUGUUACGUCGAGGGGUCCCUGUGCGAAAAGUGGUACAGGCGGAACAGGAAACAGCCGAGGAAGCAAAAACAGAAAGGAGACGGUGCUGAAGAGGACAGUGAACCACCCAGAACCCAAGUGUCCACCACUCCCUACACGCCGUCUCACUCGUCCUUCUCGUGGUCUUCUUCGUCUUCCCCGGAAAGAUCACUCCCGAAAGAGUGUGGCGUCAGCAAUGUCACGACUCCAAAGUGGAGUCUGAGGAUCCUGGGCGGGCAAGAGGCGCAGCCUGGAGAAUGGCCGUGGCAAGUGGUCAUUCUCAACAGAUAUAGGGAGGCUUUCUGUGGUGGAACACUGGUUGCUCCCCAGUGGGUGCUGACAGCAGCCCACUGUGUGAGGAGGAAGCUUUAUGUCCGACUUGGAGAGCACGACCUGGCUGUAAGGGAAGGAGCUGAACUGGAUUACAAGGUAUCGAGAUCAGUUACCCAUCCCAAAUACGACUCCACGACUGUUGAUAAUGACGUGGCACUUCUGCAACUCCCAGAACCUGUAGAUCCUGGGCCAAGGAUUUUCCCCGUUUGCCUUCCUGAGCAAUGGGCCACCCUGCCUGUUGGUGAUACUUGCACCAUCAUAGGAUGGGGGAAGGAGAGGAACACCCACAUCUUUGGUACAGAUGUCCUUCAUGAAGCAGAGGUAGUUCCAAUCAUAGCCAGCAACGUGUGUGAGGCUGUCUAUGAGGAUUACUACAUAACGUCCAACAUGUUCUGCGCAGGAUACAGAAGAGGACGUGUCGAUUCCUGUGCGGGGGAUUCUGGAGGACCCCUUCUGUGCCAACGUCAGGGUAGAUGGUACAUUUACGGCAUCACCUCUUUUGGCGAAGGAUGUGGCAAGAGGGGGAAGUUUGGCAUCUAUGCAAAAGUUUCCAACUAUCGCCACUGGGUCGAAAGUGUCAUCGCUGCUCCGGAUCCUUAAAAGCGAUGCUUCAGACAAGUUUCCCAUCCUUAGACUGAGAAUGUCCAUAAUGCUCAUCCAGGAAAAUGAUGUAUACCCAUUCUUAACUUACACUGGGCCAUUGUGACAAUGAUUGCUUCUGACAAAGGGGAACUGAUCACCUUUUGUUUAGCAGAUCUGGUAUGAACCCUGCAAGUACCUGAGUGGCUUCUAAUCAUCAGAGGUGACUGGAAGCAGAAAAGCUGUGGUGAUUGGCCUCACCUCCAUUUUCACCAUCUGCAAGAACCAAAAUAUUAUAUCGGCUUUAUCUGGAAAUAAGCGCCAGGUACAGAGAGAGUCAUUAUCAGGUUAUAGUAAGUGGAAUUUGCUUGUCGAGGGAAUACCUGGAUAGAUCUCACAUUGAGACUUUGAAUCAGGUACUAUUAUAUUUCCUUCUGGCAAUGGGAUGAUUUCACAGGAGUCAUAUAAAGGAAUCUUGCUUACUUUUU